AUGUUGUUUAAGCGCUUCAAUGUGGUUCCUGUUGGUCCCGAUUCUGGCGAAGCAUCUAUUCGGGCUAAGGGAGGAAUUGCGGAGGUACGCUUCGGGUUGAGUGGAGGAUCCCAGUAUCCGCUGCCAAGAAUGAUGGCCAAACUGCGCUGUAGUCUCCUCACCGAGGGGGACCUUGAUAAUUGCAUCCUUCUGCGUGUACUUAAAGGUGGCACUGAGGCUGUCGUUACAGUUUUUCUCCCAGAUGCUGGGGAAUUCGGUCUCGAAAUCUACGCCUGCGAUCCAGAGAGGGACGGCUCAUCUUACUAUGUGAUAUGGCAGUAUCUCAUAAUUACUGAGAUGGCUUCUCAAGUAAGAGGUGUUCCUAAUCUCCCUAUUGGUUAUCUGGGUCCUGCAGCGCGGUUCUAUGAAUUGGGACUUCAAGUAGGCAGUCAUCCAGAUCCCUUGAUUAAAGCUGAUGCCUCUGAAAUACGGAUACAGUUUGCCUAUCAGCCACAACGUCCUCUCAAAAUGAUGGCUCAACUUAUCUUCUCAUCCAAUAACACUUCUGAGGACUAUUCACAAAUGGUGCUGCAACAAAUGCGAAUGGGCCAAGUGUUCUUCAUCGUACGUAUACCACGGUUAGGUUUUUUCAAGCUGCAAAUCUAUGCGCUGCCAGAGGGUGAUCGGGAUGAUUCUCUUCCUGGAGUCUACAAUUAUCUUAUUGAGGCGGCUAAAACUACUCAUCGUUUGAGAGGUCAGCUAAUGCCCUUCCCGCAACAAUUUGCUCAUUGGCGUCGCAGUGGGUGCUACCUGGACUCCCCAACGGAAGGUAUACUAGGUGUGAAUGAAAACGGCCGAUUGAUGAGUACCCCGCCUCCUGAAAUCAACUUCUCCUUGGCUGUUCCAUCGGCUCAUGCAGUGGCGGUAGUUGUUGAUGAAGACUGGACGUAUUUGGAGGCGCGCGGAGAUCGUUGGGAGGGUGCAGUAAACAUGCUGCCUCACUGGAGACGUCAAUCUCGACUUGCCGUGUGUGCCUCCUACUCAUCAGAGUCUGAUGCCAACUUCAGCACUCUGUUGGAGUAUGCUUUGGCUCAAUAA
Rodentolepis nana is the source of this 1077-nucleotide messenger RNA. The record is from the annotation of a GenBank genome assembly. Lineage: Eukaryota; Metazoa; Platyhelminthes; Cestoda; Cyclophyllidea; Hymenolepididae.